Plasmodium reichenowi is the source of this 969-nucleotide messenger RNA. Its product is annotated as apical merozoite protein. Bases 1 to 969 code for a protein of 322 amino acids. The record is from RefSeq and is a predicted model, not a curated record. NCBI's taxonomy places the organism in Eukaryota, Apicomplexa, Aconoidasida, Haemosporida, Plasmodiidae. The transcript has a single exon.
AUGUAUGGUACAUUUUUGAAGGGGUCCAUUUUUUACCUGUGUAUAUUUUUCCCAUUUUUUUCGUGUGAGUGUAAUAAUAUAAAAUUAAACGAUAAAGAGAAUAUAAAUUUUGAGAGUUAUUUUAAUAAAAAGACAAAUGAAGAAAAUGUAUUAAAUAAAAGGAUAUCGAAAGAAAUGGGGGAUACGUUUGUUGCACAUAAAGCUAUAGAAUUAAACAUUAAUCAUCACCACGUUAAUAAUGAUAAAGAAUUUAAUAAUAAUAAGCAUCAGCCUUAUUAUCAUAAUGGGCAUGAUAAGAAAUUUUCUGAAAGUUUAAGAGCACAUAUGGAUCACCUUAAGAUAUUAAAUAAUGAUUUAAAAGAACAUAUAGAUAAAAAAGAGAGAAAUGAAAUAUAUGAAAAUAAUGAUUUAAAAAAAUAUAUAAUAAAAGAGAUACAAAAUAAUAAAUAUUUAAAUAAAGAGAAGAAAAGCAGUGAAGAUAUUCAAAUAUUAGAAGAGCAUUCAAAAAAAUUACAAAAAGAAAUUCAUGAAUGGUUAGAGUCUGUUAAUAAUAUUGAAGAGAAAUCAAAUAUUUUAAAAAAUAUUAAAAGCCAAUUAUUAAAUAAUAUAGCUUCUUUAAAUCAUACACUCUCAGAAGAAAUAAAAAAUAUUAACGAUAUAAAAGAAUUACAAAAACAACAAAAUGAUUUAUUUUCUGAAAAUUUGUUAUAUUUUCUUCCAUCUUCAUCAGAUUAUCUCUUAAACGAAAAAAAAAAAAAUUUAUAUGAUAACCAAGAGAACAGCAUGAAGGAUGAUAUAAAUAAUAAUGACAAAUAUAAUAUUUUCAAUUAUUUACAAAACGUUCAAGAUAAAGAUAAGCAAUAUGAAGUUAUAAAACAAGACAAUAAUAAUAUACAUAGUGGUUACUCUACUCAUAAUCAUCUAUUAUUAACUUGUAUAAUUUUUUUGUUAAUACUUUUAAUUUUAUAA